UCAUUUAACCAAAAACGCUGCCGUUUUUGGUUAAAUAAGUUCAUUUCCUUCCUAAAUUCCCAAUCGCGCAAAAAUGUUCCAGACCAGACUUUAUUUUUCCACACAGCGUAAAAAGUGUUUGUUUUUCCAAAUCGUGUAAAAAGAGUACACUUCCGGUUCCAGUUCCAGUUCCAGACCUCCGCCAUCUGAAGUUUCGGCCUGCAGUUGCUCUCUGGUUCCGUCGACAACGACAAGGGUUUCUCAAGCGUUUUUGUUCAAGUCUUCUACGGCGAUAGAAGAUUCCACUGAUCGGGAGUUCUACGGCGAGAAGUUUGACGACGGCGGCGACGUGGACGACAGAAAUAUAUUUCUGAAUAUGACGUCAAGAAGGGUAGAACCAUCUGGAGCAAGUCGAGCUUCAUCGCAAGCAUCUACUGCAAGCACGAUGGCUCCUUCUAUAUGUGCAUCUGUUAAAAGAAAAUUUGUGCAAAUUGAAGCACCUAUUGAUGAUGUGGAUAUUGAUUUGGCUGCAAUAGGAGAUUUUGAUGUCUCAGCUUCAAGUGAAGAAGUUGAAGAAACUGAACGUCCUGAAAGCCAAACGGAAGCACCACCUGCACCUCCUGUUAUUCCAUCUACAAAGAGGAGGAAAACAUCAGCUGUUUGGGAGUGUUAUCCAGAAGAUUUGUUUGUUACUGUUGGUGAUGCUACAUUUGCGGUUUGCAAAUAUUGCCAGAAAAAGCUGAAAUUGCAAAAGACCAAGGCUACUUCCCAUUUGACACGACAUAUGGGUCAAUGUAUUGAAAGGAAGAAAGCAUUGGGAAAAGACUUAGUGGUGGGGGGACAAACUAUUUUGGGUUUUGAGCGUUCAACCUUAGGGGUGUCUACUCCAACUGUGGUGAAAACAAAGACUAAUUAUGAGCAUCCUAAGGUUCGAGAGGCCUUAGCCCACAUGGUUAUGAUAUCUGAGUUGCCGUUUAAUUUUGUCGAGCACCCCGACUUCAUUAAUUUUUGUCACGUUCUGCAACCUUUUUAUGAAAAAGUUGGAAGAAAACAAGUAAAAGCUGAUUGCAUUAGGGUUUAUCAAGCAGAACGUGAGAGAUUGAAGAAAACUUUUCAGGAGACUAGAAGGAUCAGUAUUACUACUGAUCUUUGGAAGUCAGAUCACCAAAAUAUUGAGUACAUGGUACUCACAGCCCAUUGGGUGGACCAGUCGUGGUCGUUAAAUAAACAAAUUAUAAAUUUUGUGCACCUACCUCCACCUAGAAGAGGGGUAGACAUUGCAACAGCAAUUUUUGAUUGUCUAAAGGGUUGGGGGAUUGAACAUAAGGUGGAAACUGUCACAGUAGACAAUGCUUCUGCAAAUGAUAAUUGUGUUAAAAGAUUGAAAGAAGAUUUUCAAAUGCAGAGAUCAUUGUUGUGUGAUGGAAAACUUUUCCAUGUUAGGUGCACUGCCCAUAUUAUAAAUUUGUUGGUUCAGGAUGGGGUGGCCGUGAUUAAACCCAUCAUAGACAAUAUUCGGGAAAGUGUGAAGUUUGUAAAAGCUAGUGAGGCAAGGCAAAAAACUUUUGCCAAAAUUGCUAUGCAGUGUGGAAUUAAAGAGAGGAAGCUAGUUUUGGAUUGUGCUACACGAUGGAAUAGCACAUACCAAAUGCUAAUGACAGCACUGCAGUUUAGAGAGGUCUUUCUUCGGUUUAUGUUUGUUGAGUCGAGUUAUACAUAUUGCCCGACAAGGGAAGAGUGGGAGAGACUGGAGGUCGUCUGUGACUUUUUGGAAAUAUUUGAUGAUAUAACAAAAUUAAUUUCUGGGUCACAGUAUACAACUGCAAAUAGAUAUUUUCAAGAAGUGUUUAGGAUAAAAGAGGUCUUGAGAGAGCGAGAAUUUGAUGAAGAUUAUUCUAUAUCAAUGAUGGUGCGAGCAAUGUCAGAAAAAUUUGACAAAUAUUGGGGUGAAGUGAAUUUCCUUAUGGCGAUUGCUAGCAUCAUGGAUCCCAGGAUAAAGUUUUUCAUGAUUACUUUGGCAUUUCCCACUUUAUAUGGUGAAGAAAAUGCCCCUGUGGAGAUAGAAAAUGUCAAAAGGGCGUUAGAAAAAUUAUACGAAGAAUACGUUGACAUGUCGUCAUCAGGAAAUUCAUCAACCGCAUUUGCACAUCCACAACGUCAGCCAAAGACCCAACAAGCACCAUCAAGUAUAUCAGGUAAAUCAUCAAGCUCUCGAUAUUCAGAGACUAGACAUUAUAGUCCUGCAUAUAGUUGGAUGCGUUUGAAGGAUCAUAAGGAGAAAACAUACUCAGGAGAAACUAAGAAGUCUGAGUUGGAAAUGUAUUUGGACGAACAUUGUGUUGAGAUAUCUGAUGAUGUUAACUCAGCGGACUUUAAUGUGCUUCACUGGUGGAGAGAAAAUCAAUAUAAGUAUAAAGUGCUUUCACAAAUGGCAGUCGAUAUCUUAGCAAUCCCUAUUACAACAGUGGCUUCGGAGAGCGCAUUUAGUGCGGGUAGUAGAGUGAUUGACCCGUACAGGUCAAAUCUAUCUCCAGAAACAGUUAACAUGCUCAUGUGUGGUGCUGAUUGGAUGAGAACACGUUAUAAUAUGAAGAAACAAGAUGAGAUUGAAGUUGAAAACGAGAUUGCUGAGAUUAUAUUGCCAGAUAAAUUUUGACUGGGUUGCCUCAUCAGCAAAAUUAUCAGGGAGAAAAUUACUGGAUCAGUGGCUGUGACUUGUCUCAUCAGAAGGGGUGCUCAUUUGUUCAAGCAGUUUUUAAUGGUGUGCCCUAAACUGAUUGAUAGAUUUAAAGAAAGGGAAGAAAAUGUCAAGUAGCUUUCAAGUUGUCCAGGAGAAAAGCAGAUGACAAUCUAAAGAUUCUUCACUCAGUACUUUUUGGGAAGAAAACAAAGGCACAUGCCCUAAAGAAAAAUAUUGGCCAGUUUUCAGGAUAUGUAUGGGCUGAGAAUGAGGGGAAAAUUGAGAAAUGCAGCAUGGAAACAUUGUUAGGUUACAGGAUGUUGUACACAUUUAUAAGACUUGGAUUUGAAGAAGCACAUGGAUUCAAGCCCAGAUUUCGCGAAGGAUCCACGUUUAAUAAAAACAUUCCUAUACCAGAUUCUCCGUGGCAUUGCCUACUGCCAUUCUCAUAGGGUUCUUCAUCGGGAUUUGAAACCACAAAAUUUGCUGAUAGAUCGCCGUACAAAUGCAUUAAAGCUUGCAGAUUUUGGGCUGGCCAGAGCAUUUGGUAUACCUGUUAGGACAUUUACACGAGGUUGUGACACUGUGGUACAGAGCACCUGAAAUACUGCUAGGAUCUCGUCAUUACUCUACUCCAGUUGAUGUGUGGUCGGUGGGAUGUAUAUUUGCUGAGAUGGUGAACCAACGGCCGUUAUUUCCUGGAGAUUC
Mangifera indica (mango) is the source of this 3367-nucleotide messenger RNA. Its product is annotated as zinc finger BED domain-containing protein RICESLEEPER 2-like. Gene Ontology annotation, molecular function: protein dimerization activity; DNA binding. Lineage: Eukaryota; Viridiplantae; Streptophyta; Magnoliopsida; Sapindales; Anacardiaceae. The record is from RefSeq and is a predicted model, not a curated record. The coding region runs from base 356 to 2635 and encodes 759 amino acids. The transcript has 14 exons.